CGUGGCCCGGCGAGUGGCUGGUUGUUAACUCACCGGGUCGCGGGCGAGGCGGUAGACGACGGGAAGAACAGCUAAGCGCACACGAAGUGUUCGAUGGCGUGCGGCUUAAGGAUGGAAGACGUAGACGAGGAACCGAGGAAAGCAGCCUCCAUUCCAAUUAGGCGCCGCGCCGAGAAGAGGAAACGGGGCAUCUGCUCCGCGUGUGGACAACACUUGGCCAACGUCGCCUCAUCCUCCUUCUCUCUUACACACACAUUAAUUAAUUACUAAUUGGUGAAUAAAUCGGGCAUGAAAACAGCGUACUUCUCUUCGAUUUUUAUAGUUGUUGAUAUAAUAAAAAUGUGGGAGGGAGUUACGGAGAUUACUCUGUUUCAGGGGUGGGAAAAAGAAGGCUGUCAUCUUGAUAUGAGUCGCUCUUUUUAGAUUUCUUUAGCCUUUCGUCCUCUUCUUCGUCCUCCUCUCCGGAGAGGGAAACAUGGCGAGUACAGGUUUUCCCGGGCGUGAGUUCGGCUUUGGCGUGCCGGAGGCAGGCGGCGGCGGCUUGCUGAAGCGGCCGCUCUCGGAGAUGGAGAGGCUACAGCUGCAGCAGCAGAUGCAGCAGGCGAUGUUCCUUCGCUCGGUGAAACAAAGGACGCUUCUUGCAUCCUCGGUUCCUCCGCAUCUUUCGACGCCUCCGCCUCAAGAUCUCUUUUUAGGCGCGUCUUCCUCUCUGGCUUCCUUGAAUUUGACGGCGGCAGGUCCGUUUCGCCGCCAGGAGGCGCCGUUCUCUGCACCGGCUGCGGAGAUCGGUCCCUCAACCGCGCUGCGGGACGGGCUUCAGGAGCUGGAGAGGAGGCUUCUGUUGGACGAGGAGGAGGAGGACGCGGUGAGUGCUUCUGGGUCCGCCGUGACGACCGCCGAGUGGAGCGAGGCGAUGCAGCAGCUUAUUGCCGCGCCGGCACCUGUGCCGGCCCUAUCAGGGGCAAAUCAGCUCUCUCCAUCUCCGACUAACUCUUCCUCCUCCACCGUAUCAUCCUCUGCCUCCAGCUCGCCUCCCGCAUCGCUGGUCGCUGCGAUCCCUUCUGGGGCUUCUUUGCGGCAGAUGCUUCUUGACACUGCGAACGCCGUCGCCGACGGUAACUCCGACAUGGCCAACCGGAAUCUCUCUGUCCUGAAGGGCGCUGCGAACUACAGAGGUGACCCGGAGCAGCGGCUGACGGCGAUGAUGGUUGCCGUGCUGUUUGUCCGCUUGAAGCCGCCGUCUCCUGCCGGCUCUUUUCCCACGGUCGCUGAAGUUUGUGGCACGGACCACUUGGCGGCUUCGCAGAUGCUCUACGAGGCCUCCCCUUGCUUCAAGCUAGGCCUCAUGGCUGCCAAUUUGGCGAUUCUGGAGGCCACCAAGGACCUACCCAAGAUCCACAUCCUCGAUUUCGAGGUUGGUCAUGGAGGUCAGUACGUUGCCCUCAUCCACGCCCUCGUCGAUCGCCAUCGCCUCCGGCCUGCAGGCCGUCCUCCAUCUCUCCGCAUCACCGCCGUCGCCGAUCCCGCCUCCCCUUUCACCAACAACCACCCCGGCGGAACUCUAAGAACCGUCGGCGACCGCAUCGAGAAGCUAGGGGAGCGGCAUGGCCUCUCCGUCCGCUUCGACGCCGUCCACCACCGCGCGGCGGAGCUCGACGCCGCCGCGCUUGGGUGCGAGGCGGGGGAAGCCCUCGCGGUCAACCUUGCCUUCUCCCUCGCACGGAUCCCCGACGAGAGCGUCUCCCCGACGAACCCUCGCGACGAGCUCCUCCGCCGCCUGCGCGCCCUCGGUCCGCGCGUCGUCGCGCUCGUGGAGCAGGAGAUCAACACCAACAGCGCCUCCUUCGCGGGCCGCUUCGCUGCCGCGUGCUCGCACUACGGCGCACUACUCGAGUCGCUGGACGCCACCUCCGCCCGCGACAGCGGCGAUCGGGGCCGCAUCGAGGGCUGGCUGGCGCGGCGCGUGGUGAAUUCGGUGGCGAGGGAGGGCGCCGACCGGGUCGAGCGCUGCGAGGUCUUCGGCAAGUGGCGUGCCCGGAUGGGCAUGGCAGGCUUCAACCCGGUCCAACUCCGGCCGGCUCUGGUCGAAUCCGUCAAAAAUCGGCUCGAAUCAAUGCGGCCCAAUCUCAGUUUCUCCAUCGCGGAGGAGGCGAACCGAAUCGAGUUCGCAUGGAAGGGACAGAUUCUCACGGUAGCAUCCACGUGGCAUUAAGCCGGUAGAGUCAAUUAAUUACGUGAUUAAUAGGUCCGGUCGGAUCGCCGAGCCGAAUCGAACCGAACCCGAUGUUUAAUAUGAACCAUAGUUAUUCCUCCAAUCUAUCAGUAACUCUCCUUUGUAUGGGAAAUUAAUUAAGAGUAAGCUAAGUUAUUUAUGAUGUCA
Zingiber officinale is the source of this 2380-nucleotide messenger RNA. Its product is annotated as scarecrow-like protein 8. The record is from RefSeq and is a predicted model, not a curated record. The transcript has a single exon. NCBI's taxonomy places the organism in Eukaryota, Viridiplantae, Streptophyta, Magnoliopsida, Zingiberales, Zingiberaceae. Bases 476 to 2212 code for a protein of 578 amino acids. Gene Ontology annotation, molecular function: DNA-binding transcription factor activity; sequence-specific DNA binding. Gene Ontology annotation, biological process: regulation of DNA-templated transcription. Gene Ontology annotation, cellular component: nucleus.